This is a messenger RNA of Aphanomyces astaci, 879 nucleotides long. RefSeq lists its product as hypothetical. The record is from RefSeq and is a predicted model, not a curated record. Bases 179 to 727 code for a protein of 182 amino acids. Gene Ontology annotation, cellular component: cytoplasm. Gene Ontology annotation, biological process: intracellular protein transport; vesicle-mediated transport. NCBI's taxonomy places the organism in Eukaryota, Oomycota, Saprolegniomycetes, Saprolegniales, Verrucalvaceae. The transcript has a single exon. Gene Ontology annotation, molecular function: GTPase activity; GTP binding.
CGAAAAGUCUGGUAACGACAAGUACUUUCACCGCCGCCGCCAAUCACACGCACCCACGUCAUUGUGAGUGUCCACGUAAGUGGCCAAGGUGUUGCGAUUCCCGCCAAACUAACUACCUACCCAGCCUGGGCAGUACUCUUUUAUCACGGCGGCAUCAUAUACCGACUGACGACAUUCAAUGGGGUCACUGGUAUCCCGGUUUUUAGCCCGACUAUUUGGCUCGAACAAGGACGUUCGCGUGCUCAUGGUGGGUCUGGAUGCAGGCGGCAAGACCACGAUCCUGUACAAACUCAAGCUGGGCGACGUGGUGACGACGAUCCCCACCCUCGGAUUCAACGUUGAGGCUGUCACGUACAGGAACUUGGAGUUUACAGUGUGGGACGUUGGAACGGGCGACAAAGGCCGGGGGCUGUGGUGUCACUACUUUGCAAACACCCACGCCCUGCUGUACGUUGUCGACUCGAACGACCGCGACCGCAUAUCCACGGCGCGCGACGAGCUGCACCGUGCGUUGGCCGACGAACUCAUGCAAAAUGUGCAUGUGCUUGUGUUUGCCAACAAGCAGGACCUGCCCAAUGCCAUGACCACCGACCAAGUUACCGCCGCGUUGGACAUGGAAGCACUGACGCGGAAUCAUCGAUGGUUCGUCCAGGGGUGUUGUGCACCUAAAGGCGACGGAUUGUACGAAGGGCUCGACUGGGUUAUCGAUACGGUGCUACAACCAUAACCAAACGGUGGGAUACUCGACUGUAGUAAUCAAGGAAUGUUCCUUCUGUCGACUACUAGUACGAAUUUACGAGAGAUAUUAGCAACAUACGAGCGUAAAUAUUAACUGUACAUCGUAAUAAUAUCGCAUCGAUUGUGCGGUGAAACAUUCCA